Molecule: messenger RNA, 2962 nt
Organism: Etheostoma spectabile (orangethroat darter)
Lineage: Eukaryota; Metazoa; Chordata; Actinopteri; Perciformes; Percidae
Gene: trmu
Product: tRNA 5-methylaminomethyl-2-thiouridylate methyltransferase
Exons: 11
Coding region: 152-1402 (416 amino acids)
Biological process (GO): tRNA wobble position uridine thiolation
Cellular component (GO): mitochondrion
Molecular function (GO): sulfurtransferase activity
Source: RefSeq, a predicted model, not a curated record
AAAAUAGUUCCGUUUGAAACGUGUUUCAAGUCGGACGUUUUAUAUUAAACGGGCCACAAACAUGGCUUCUCCUUGAAGUGGCGAUGGACAGUUACAUGAGAAAAUAGUAUUAACAGGAAAGACAGUAGUUCUUUUUGUUUUAGUUUUUUAAAUGGGGUUUAUUAGGCACGUCGUGUGCGCCAUGUCUGGCGGCGUUGACAGCUCUGUCGCGGCGUUGUUACUAAAGAAAAGAGGUUACAGUGUAACAGGAGUUUUCAUGAAGAAUUGGGACUCACUGGAUGAGAGAGGGGUGUGUACCACAGAAAAAGACUGUGAGGACGCGUUUAGAGUGUGUCAGACCCUGGACAUCCCCUUCCAUCAAGUGUCAUAUGUCAAGGAGUACUGGCAUGACGUUUUCAGUAAACUAUUGAAGGAAUACGAGAAGGGGAGGACGCCCAACCCAGAUAUACUAUGCAACAAACACAUCAAAUUUAACCAUUUCUACAAGUAUGCUGUCAACACACUGGGUGCUGAUGCCAUGGCAACAGGCCACUAUGCAAGGACGUCACAGGAAGACGAAGAGGUUUUCCAACAGAAACCCACAGUGCCGCCGAUCACUCUUUUUAGAGAUCGGUUUGAGAUUAGAAAUCCGGUGAGGUUGUACAAAGGAGCAGAUCUCCUCAAAGACCAAACCUUCUUCCUCAGUCAGAUCUCCCAGGAUGCCUUGCGACAAACCAUGUUCCCACUGGCUGGACUCACCAAAGAGUUUGUUAAGAAGAUUGCUGCUGAGGCAGGGUUUCACCAUGUGCUGAAGAAAAAAGAAAGCAUGGGCAUCUGCUUCAUUGGAGAGAGAAACUUUGAAAACUUUAUUUUGGAGUAUCUGGAACCUAAACCAGGGAACUUUGUCUCCAUUGAGGACGGAACUGUCAUGGGAACACACAAAGGCUGGUUCACUCUGACGCUGGGCCAGAGGGCGAGAAUUGGAGGGCAAAAAGACCCCUGGUUUGUGGUGGACAAAGACAUUGCUACUGGAGAUGUGUUUGUGGCUCCAACUACCAAUCACCCGGCUCUUUUCCGUGACACGGUGCGAACGGAGCGUUUCCACUGGGUAACCGUUGACCCGCCUCCUGAACUAGUCAAGACCCAUAUGAUGGAGUGUCAUUUCCGCUUCAUCCACCAGAUGCCGCUCACUCCCUGUACAGUGACACUAAACAUGAACGGCUCUGUGUGGAUCUCUCUCUCCCAGCCAGUCAGGGCUCUUACAACUGGACAGUUUGCUGUGCUCUACAAAGGAGACGAGUGUCUAGGUAGUGGGAAGAUCGUACAACUGGGGCCCAGUGAAUACACACUUCAGCAGGGCAGAGAACGCUUGGCAGCAGCCGCGCAGCACAGGGAGCAGCAGACGCCUGAACCAGCCAGCUGAGAUGAGCUCACAGACGGACGUGGUGGAAAUGAGCUCUGUCCGAUACAUUAGGUAGAGCACACUGUUCAUGGAAAUAACACUGUCUCUCUACACCGGGCUCUGUGGCAAAGGGCCUGCUCUGGAGGCCAUAUUAGAGACUGCAAACGGGGGUUUAUUUUUAAAAGCAUAACUUCAAUGUAUUUUAAAACAAGGACAAAAGGGUUACUCUCUGCUCUGUUUUUAGUAGUUUGUGUUUAGACAUUGAGAGGUUAUCUGUGAGCUGCUCCGACCAUCUGCAUCCAGGCCAAAGUGUGUUUUUUGAUUGGAGACUAGAUGGUACUAACCAACAGUAACCUCAUUUAAAAAAAAAAUGAAUCAAGCUUUUCCGUCUAUUUCCUGUAAACAUCUAUCGUUAGAUCGGCACCGACAGCACAGCAAUCGCUGUCAGGUACAGUAUGUCUGUUUCUGUUCGUGAUAUACACGGGGUUGCCAUUAUUUAUACUCCAGCAGUCCUCCAUUGAACGUUCAUGAUGUCAUUAGAUAUGCCAUUAUGCAUUGCCUGCACCUUGAUAUAAUGGUAAUAAAGGCAAAAAAGACAUUGAUAUAUUUGAUCUGGUAUUUAAGAAGUGCUGGAUGUAUUUUCAGUUGCCCCAAUUGUGGUUAUCCUUUGGAAUUGAAGUUGUCAUAUCUCAAUCUAAAAUCAAGCUCACUUUAAAAAAAUUUUUUUUAAAAGUAACCAGCUUUAAAAUAAUCUAGCAGAUGGAAAGCAAUCUAUCAACCUAAUAUUUUAUUUGGACAGUUUUUGUCUUCUUAUAGUACUUAUAGUUGUGACCUGUGGUCUUUUUCAAAGAUGCUGGUACCCUGGGAUAUAAAGGCUUACUGUAGGAGGUUCUGGUGGGAUUUGACUCUAAGCUAGCAGGGGGUUACUUGUGGGUCGAGACACAUUUUUUUGCCCCUCUUAUCUGUGACUGUAACUGUGCAUCAGUUUAAUUGUGCAUGAACACAUGCUUACUUACUUACUUGUGUGUGUGUGUGUGUGUGUGUGUGUGUAUGUGUGUGUGUGUGUGUGUGUGUGUGUGUGUGUGUGUGUGUGAGAGAAAGAGACGGCGAUUAGCUUUGGAGCCAGUACCGACUCUAGAGUCCUAGUGGGAGAAACAAAGUGUCUCCCCUGUGCUUUCUGACCACGGUGAGACAUGUGUAGCAGGAAACGUUAACCCUCUCCUUGAUGUUAACAUUUUUUUGGUGAAGGACAACCAGGAAAAUAUAUAAAUUAUACAGUCUCUAUGGUGCCAAAGACACACCUACUGAACAGUACAUUGGUGAUUGAUGUUAAUCUAUGACUCUACUUGGUUCUUUGAAUUAUUGUCAUUUUCUUUUUGUUUGUUAAUUAAUAAAUUAAGUUAACACUUUAGUACUAAAGUAGAAAAAAAAUACAAAGUAGUCACUCUGCACCCUUAGGUUAUUUUGAAGUGUUCUGCUCUAAGCAGAAAUUAUGUUCAAAAGUCAGGUAUUGGUUCACAGGAUAAAUCAUUGCCUAUAAACAUGCCAAGUUAACAAACAUGUGCAACAGAAUAUGAUGAA